Molecule: messenger RNA, 7157 nt
Organism: Chlamydomonas reinhardtii
Lineage: Eukaryota; Viridiplantae; Chlorophyta; Chlorophyceae; Chlamydomonadales; Chlamydomonadaceae
Exons: 15
Coding region: 249-6038 (1929 amino acids)
Biological process (GO): regulation of salicylic acid biosynthetic process
Cellular component (GO): nucleus
Molecular function (GO): calmodulin binding; DNA-binding transcription factor activity; sequence-specific DNA binding
Source: RefSeq, a predicted model, not a curated record
AUGAAGUAAGACACUGGAUAACUUGCACCGCAACGGCGUUGUGUGCGCGCCUUUUCCGGGAUUGCUCAUCACGGCUUCCCAGCUUCUUGCCCUUCUUUUUUGGGUUGACCGGAGUGUUUUGCGUCCUACUAAAUGAAAAUAUGUUCCGCAUUUGUGUCCAUAAAUAGAACACAUCCGUAGGGAGUCUACGCCGCAGUGUGGGCGCGACGAAUUGCUUCCACUCGCCUGCGCAUCUGCCGGCGGGUGGAAUGUCUGCAUUCGGCGACCUUAAGGGCCAGAUUGAGGAGUAUGUCGCCUCGAGGCUACGCUCGUUCGCCACGCGCUUUGCUUCACAGCAUGCAGCACACCUGUCCACAGCACAGGUCCAGCAAGCGGUUUUCGUGGACCUCUUGGAAAGCCCGCCUCUUCCCCAGAUCGAGGCGCUGCUUCAGCAGCACCCGCAGCCGACCCAGAUCACCGCCUCGCAGCAGCAGGCUGUAGCAUCAGCCUCAGGCGCGACCGCCGCCCGCGCCACCCCCGCUGCGGCCGCUGCUACAGCCGCAGGCGUCAGCCAGGGCGAUGGGUCGAAGCGGGAUGCGGCCACGCCGUCUCGGGUGACGCCAGAGCCCUCGGCAACAGGCGGCCUGCUGCCUCCUAGCAGUGCAGCCGCCGCAGCAGCCGCAGCCGCGAACUCGGACCUUCUCGGUGCUCUGGGAGCGGCGGCCGCCUCCGGCCGCGUCACUCCCACGCUGCCGCCCAUGCAACCGAUGGACCUGGGGCUGGCGAAUGGUGCUGGCGGCGGUGCUAACGGUGGCGGCGCGGCGGCGGCGACGAUGGCGGCGGGCGCGAGUGUGUCGGUGUGCGGCGGCGGUGGCGGCACUGAGGGCCUCAUACUGGUUAUCCGCCACGAAUGCUCUGCGCUCGGCUGCCGCGAGCCCGGCUGCAUGCUGUGCGCCUGCAACCCGCUGCGCCUGUGCGAGCGCAACUUCAGUCGCAAGUACCUGGUGGGCGACGCGCUGCGUGCCAAGUGCGGCGCCUCCAUCAAGGUGGAGCUGAGGCGGCUACAGCCGGGCGCGCAGCAGCAGGCGGCUGUAGCGGCGGCAGGCGGCACAGGGGCGGCGGCGGCGGCCACGGCUACUGCGGCGGCGGCGGCGGCGGCUGUAGCCACCAGCGUGUUGUGUGAGGACGAGGAGUCCAGCAGCAUUCUGCUUGAGCUGGUGCUGCUGGACGGUGUGAUGUGGAAGGAGCGCGGCGGCGACUGCCGGGCGCUGGGGGCGGACGACCUGCGCGCCUGCAUGAAACUCAACAACCACAAGGAUGAGCCGCUACUGCAGCUCAAAGCUGGUGGCGGUGGUGGCGGCGGCGGCGGUGGUGGUGGUGGUGGUGGUGCAGGCGCCAACGCAGUCGCCAGCACGGGGCAACGUCGCAUCCUCCUGAAGCUGGAGCGCGGCGUGGCCGUGCUGCCGGAGCUCACGGUGACGGACAGCUCGGAGGCGCUGCUGCAGGGCCGCAAGCCGCCCUUCCGGCUGCUGGUGUCGGCAGUGGCGGCGGACGACCCGGCGGUGCCGCUGCCGGCGGUCGCGUACGCCGUGUCGGAGGACUUCGUGGUGGCCACGCGGCGUGUGAAGCAGGCCAACAAGGCCGAGGUACCGCUGCUGGACGACCACGUGAGUAAGAUCGAGCACAUCGGCCGCGAGACCGUCAAGAAGUUGGCGGACGUGGUGGCUGCGGCAAAGGAGCUCAACCUGACUCUACAGCUGCCGGAGGGCGUGGGCGGCGCGGUGACAAGUGUGGGCCAGUUCCAAGCCCUGGCGGGCGCGGCGGACAAGGACGCACAGCUCAAGAAAGUGCUGCAAAUGGUGCUGAAGCUAUCCAAGGAGAAGUGGGAGGAGGCGGCGGCGCACGCCGCCACCGCGGUCGUGUCAGACUUCCGGCGGCGCGUGUGGCAUCCGCCCAACGGCUCCGCUGUGGGGUUGCUGUUCGGGUGCAAGUACGGCGGCGUGCUGCUCAAGGAACCCGUGUCCCUGCUGCACGCUGCGCCGGGCGGCGCCACGCAACGCAUUGCGCCCGAGGACGAGCUAGACGCCGCGGCGCUCACCCUCAUGCGACAGCUCAAGGCGCAGGCGGUCAAGAGCUGGUCGAUGCCCGGACACCCCGGCUGGUCCAUCUUCCAGGACGGUCAAGCUCCCGGCAUGCCGGCCAACGGCCUGCCCCCCGGCACGGCCGCUGCUACCCAUCACCAUCAUCGCCGCAGCAGCGGCACCGGGGCCGGGACUCUGGGCGGUGCUGCUGGUGCUCUUGGUGGCGGGGGCGGCUGGGCUGUCACGCUGGCACCAGGGAUGGGCGCCCCCGGCCCGCCGGCGGGCCUCCCGCGCGCGCCCUCGCCCUCGCCCAUGUCAAUGCUGGCAGGGCCAGGAGGCGUGGCUGCUGCGGGCGCAGGCGGCACGCCGCCGCCGCCUCAGGGGCUCGUGCCUGGGUCGUUCCUACACACGCUGCUGUCACACCACGCCGCGCAACAGCAGCAACAGCAGCAGCAGGCCGCCGGUGGCGCUGGGGGCUUUGCCGCAGGCGCGCCCGCAGCUCCGCCGCCUGCGCAUGCCCUGCUUGCGAUCGCCAACGCGGUGCGACAGCGGGCGGCAAUGGCAGCGGCGGCUGGCGCCGGUGGUAUGGCAGGAGGGCUGGGCGGCAGUGGACUGGCAGUCGGGGCCGGAGCUGGGGAGGGUGGCGGAGGUGGUGAUGGCGCCAGAGGUGCGCUCGGUGGGGCGCCGGGGGCGGCGAUCCGGAGCGAUUUGGCCGCGCUGGCUGCUGCGAACAUGGGUGCGUUGACAGGCAUGUUCCGACACCAGCAUCCGCAACAGCAAGGACAGCUACUGCCGCAGCAGCAGUCGCAGCAGCAGCAGCAGCACCAGCACACCUGCCCGCCGCGACACGAGCUCGGGGCAGGGCCAGCGGGCGGCUCAGGGCCGCAGCCUUCGGGCCAGGACCCCGACCCAGUCGGGCCCUUUGGCGGCUUUGGUGCCCACCUGCACGCCCUGUUUGGCGAGCCUCAAGCCCAGACUCAGCACCAGGCCCAGCAGAACCCACAGCACCAACCACAGGCCGCCAACGGUGCGACGCAAGGCGGGCCCGGCGGAGCCAGUCGGGCUCCGCUGGUGCCGCCGCCGCUGCUGCAUGGGCAGAUGCACCUCAGUGCCGGCGGCGAGCUGGAGCUGCACGGCCCGCAGGGCGCACACAACACCAACGCCAACGGCGUGAACGGCGGCUCCGGAGCUGCAACACAUGCGGCUGCCGGCAACGCAGCGGCGGGCACCCGGAAGCGGCCGCGCUCGCCGUCGCCCUCGCCGCGGCCGUCGCAGUUGCCCUCGCCGGAGCGCACGCCCUCCGCCCACACCGCCACCACGGGCGGAUGCCCGACCGCUCAGCUGCUCGCCACCAUCGCCUCCAUCCCCUCCCUCACCUCCUGCCUGGCAGGGCCGCCCCUCCCAGGCUCGGGGGCGGGCGGCGCCGGAGCGGGCGGCUCGCUUGGGCUGGGCCUGGGGUCGCUUGUCCUGCCAAGCUUUAACUUUGACCCAGAUGGAAAGCUGCUGCCGCUGCUGUCCCUGUUUGCGGAGGCCGGGGCCGACGCGGCGCUUGAGGCGGCGGUGGCCGAGGAGGCCGGCGCGGAGGGCGGUGGUGGCGAGGGAGGCAGGGGCGGAAAGCAAUUUGCGGUGAAGGCGGAGGGACGCAGCACAGGGGAGGCGGGGGUGGAAGCGGGCAGGGGCAGCGCCGAAGCACGCAGCGGCGACGGUGGCGGCGGCGAGCGGAGCGCCGAGGCAAGUGGCCUGCCGUUGCUGCCACGAGAGCCGACGCUGCAAGGCGGGCUGGCGAUAUCGGCUGAGGCGGCGGCGGAACCCAACGCCAUACCCAAGGCUCUGGACGCCAGCGCGCUCCAUUCCACGCCCUUCGGCACCGGCCUGCCCGCUUCCGUCCUCGAGGAGAUAGCCGCACAGGCGGGGGAGGUUGAGGCGGACGCGGGGCCGUCCGGGACCAGGGACCAGGAGGAGAGGGAGAGGGAGCGGGAGCGGCUGGCAGGGGUGGCGGCGCCGCCAGCCAAGCGCCGCGGCACCAGCGGCGGCAGCGGCAGGACCGCGGCAGGGGCGGGGGCAGGGGCAGGGGAGAGCAGUAGCGGAGGCGCCGCCGCCGGCAGCGCGCAGCAGGGCAGUGGCGGCAGGGCUGGGUCUGGAAGCGGAGCACGGGAGGCAGGGACGGCGCGGCCGGCAGAGAGCGGGACCGGCGGCGCGGCGGCAAGCGGCAGCCUGUCGCAGCGAACCAGCGGCGAGCAGGGCCCUAGGAGCGCACGACCAGCUGCAAGCGAACGGUCAGGUGCGAGCGGCAGUGGCGGCGGCGGCAACACGCCCCGACACGCCGCCCGCGCUGCUGCCGCUGCCGCUGACGUGGCGGCAGCGGCUGGUGAUGGUGGCGACGGCGGCGAAGCGGGAGCCACUGGACCCAACCCUUUUGCAGGGCUUGGCGGCAGCGCAGCCGCCGCCGCCGCGGCCCUUGGGCCGAUCACCUCGCUGCAGCCUUUGGAGUCCCUGGAGCUCUUGGCCUUCCUGUCGUCGGGCCUGCCGCAGGGCCUAUCGCUGGGGUCCGAUCUCGCCAACCACCUUGCGCUUCUGUCACCCAACGGUAACGGUAACAACGGGAACGGCCCCGGCCCCGGCGCCGCAGCUGGCAAGACCGCCGGCCCGCAGGCAGGCGACGGAGAGCCGGACGCAGCUGAUGGCGCGGUCGCGCGCGGGGGCGGCAGCGGAAUGCGGGGGGCGCGGGACUCGGGGUCCAUGGCGGCCGGCUGCACGGAGGGCGUGGCGAGCGCGGUGGGCAGCGGCGGCCUGGGCGGCGCCAGCAGCGGCAAGAGCGCGGGAGGCGGCGCCGCCAGCAAGAGCGGUGCAGCCAGUGCGAGCGCAGUCGGCGGGGCUGGCGGCGCGGCCGGGGCCGGAGCGGACGGCAGGGGGGAGCCGGCGGGCUUGACGCAAGCUGGGCAGUCAUCGGUGGUCAACCCAGCUUUUGAAGGUGGGCUGACGGGGCUUAUGGCGGCCAUAGCGGCGGCGGCGGCGGCGCAGGGUGGCGGUGGCGGCGGGGCGCAGGAGUCGUUGCCACUGAUGCCGCAGCACACCUCAGGCGGCCGAGGCGCGUCCGGUGAGGCUCUGCAGCAGUCCUCAGCUCUGCUCCAUCUCCUGCUAGCGCAGCAGCAGCAGCAGCAACAACACCAGCAGCAGCAGCAGCGCCCGCAGGGGCUGCUGCAGGCUGCUGCCAGUGCCGGAGCUGCUGCUGGCGGGCUCGGCAGCGGUGGAGGUGGCGGAGGCCACACCACCACCGCGGCCUCCGCGCUUCACAGCCAGAUGGCUAGCCUUCAUGCGGCGCUGGGGGCGGCGUUAGCGCGCAGUAGCAUGGACGGCGGCGGCAGUAGCAACGGCGGUGGCAGUGGCCAUGGGAGCGCGGAUGCGGCCCUUGCGGGGCUGCUGGGCAACCUCGAACUGGUCGCAUCUGCGGGCCUGCACCAGCAGCAACAGCUGCAGCAACAGCAGCUGCAGCAGGGACGUGAGGGCCUAGGUAUUGCCGGGCGCGCGGGGCUGGGGAGCAGCGGCACAGGCGUGGAGACAUCCCCGCACCCGCACCGCCGCUCGGAGCCCAUGCUGCGCCUGCCGCACGACUCCUCGGCAGCAGCCAUGCUGGCCCCUGGGUCGCUGCUGGAAGUCAUGGGUCUGCUGGGGGCGACGACGUCGCCAGUAGGGGCUGGGGCAGCUGGGGCGAGCUAUCCGCACUUGAUGCACGUGCGCAGCGCGUCUGCUGGCAGCGGCCCGGUGGGUAGCGGCGGCCAGCCGGGCGGCAGCGUGACUGGAGGCGCGGGCGGCGGGGUGUUGGGCGGUGCUGCUGUGGGCGGAGGACCGGGGGUGGGAGGAGCGGUGGCGGGCGGAGGAGGGGGGUCCGUGUUGCAGCACCUGGCGGCUCUGUCACAGCUGCACAGCCGGCUGGGGGCAGCGAGCGCCCUGACGGAGGCGGGCGGCGGCAGCGCGUGAGCAGGGGUUGGAUGGGGGCUUGGGAGUGGAAACGGGUGCGCGACUGGGCGGGUGUUUGCAUAUCGUGUGCGUAGGGAUGGACCCUGGUGGACGCACCUGGGAGAAGUACGAGUGUGUGACUUUCCGGUGAUCUCCACUGGUGCUCCCAGGCUGUCCGAGUGAUGGGGAUACCGUGUCCGCUGGGAUAAGGACUACUGUGCGUGAUUCUUUCCGACUCUUCUGGUGCCCUUACCGUCUACGUGUGAUGGGGGUCCUGCUUGAGCCUGGUGAGUUUGAGGCGCGAUUAGAGUUGCUCGCCAGCUGCAUGAUCGAUGCUUGGGGCAUGCGGCAGCCCUGUGUUGGCGGCGGUACUGCUGAUUACAGUACCGUACUUGUUAGAGUGGGAUAGUGGCGCUCGAAAUGUUUUACAAGUUGGUGGUCGGCGGUUUGAAACUCGUAUUGGCUGUUUAAUCAGUGCUCAGGGCCACUUGAUGCUGGUGGUGCAGCUAGGCAAGCGGCCGGCAGAUUGCUAGGCUUGAGGUGCACAGGGGUUCCGUGAGUGGGUGAGUGGGUGUGCAGCAGCAUGUGUGAUGAUGCCGCACACACGGGCCGGACCCGGAAUCCAACUCACGCCAGGGCCUUGCGUUGGGGGUCUUGCAUCCGCGCAUUGAGCUUGAGCGUUGCAUAAUAACCAAGCGUUGAAACAGCGAUUGGCGGUGAUCGCUGGAGCGGUGAACGCUGUUUGUUGACUUUCUUAAUAACCGGCGCCACGCCGCCGCCGCCCCGGUGUCUUGAUGGACGGGGCGCCUGCAUUCAUGCGGAUGGCAACCCUCACGCAGCAGGGGAUGUUGCUCUUUACCGUAAACACAAUCGAGGAAAAGUGUGCUGUUGUGUUACUUUGCGGCAUUGAUGGGCAGCAAGGGAUGGGCAUAGCCGGUAUCAACGGCAACAAGAGCCAAUUGUUCAGGGAGGCUGCAUCUCUUUUGGUGCUCCACCUUCCGUCGCCUUACAUGGCUGCGCUUGACACAUGCUGCCACUCGUCGUUGUACUUAUUUAGUUAUAGUGUUAUAACUUAUGCUGUUGAGUGGCGCGAAUGUACGGUAAGAUGCAGACGGGGUUAGCAUGUAAGCUUGCCGCCGU